AUGCAGGGGAUUAAUGCCAUCAUGAAUGUGACAGCUGUCUACGAUGGAAUAACUCACAACUACAAUGUGUCAAAUGGCACAGACAAUGGGGGCUUGGCUCUCCUGAGCAUAUCUCCCUUAAUAAACCGCAUCGUCGACACCCUGAUCAUAGUCAUCCUCUUCAUCACCAUGGUAUCUCUUGGCUGUACGAUGGAAAUUUCCAAAAUAAAGGCCCACUGCCUCAAGCCAAAAGGUGUAGGCAUUGCACUUUUGGCCCAGUUUGGCAUUAUGCCCCUCACUGCUUUCUGUUUAGCUAAAAUGCUACAGAUGGAAUCUCUCAAAGCUGUGACUGUGCUCAUCUGUGGCUGCUGCCCGGGGGGGACGUUAUCAAACAUUCUUUCCCUUGCUCUACAGGGGGACAUGAAUCUCAGUAUUGUGAUGACCACUUUCUCCAGCAUAGCGGCCCUGGGUAUGAUGCCUCUGCUGCUUUUUAUCUACUGCCAAGGCUUCCCCAGUCUGAAAAAUGCUGUGCCCUACCUUGGCAUCAUCAGUACCCUUGUGCUCACGCUGGUUCCCUGCGCCAUUGGCAUUGCCCUAAACCAUUACCGACCCAAGUACACACCAUUCAUCAAAAAUGGUGGUCUGACGUUGCUGGUGAUCUGUUCCAUCGUACUGUGGACCCUGUCUGGUUUUGCCAUCAAAGACAUCCUGUGGAUGAUCCUCACACCUGACACUCUGACUGUGGCUGUGAUGAUGCCCCUUAUUGGCUUCACGAUGGGUUACAUUAUAUCCAUUUUAUGCAAGCAAAGUCAUAAAUUAUGCAGGACCAUUGCCAUGGAAACAGGAUGUCAAAACAUCCAGCUGUGCCUUGCCAUCCUAAAGGUGACCUUUUCCAUGCAGGCCAUCGGAGCUUUCUUUCUCUUCCCUCUGAUUUACUUUGCCGCACAGAUCACUGAGGGUCUUCUGUUGACGCUGUGCUACAGAUGUUACCGAAGAUUCAAGCCACUGGCCAAGGAAGAAAGUAUACCAAACGGAUCUGUUAUUUAAAGAAACAAUGACAGCACCACAACAGAAGACCCAAUGCUGGAGGAGAAACCCAAGAAGAGCUGAAUCUUACUUACUGAGGAGGUAGUGGCUCAGUGCCUCACUGUCAUUAGAUCCUCUGCAAAUUCUUCAUGGGCAGUGAUGGGGUGAUUAGACUCUUCACUCAGGUCUGUGGUGCUUCAGGAAAGAAUAGUAGAGAAACAGUAAUACUAAUUGUUAACUUUAUAAACACACACAAUGUAAAGUACAGCAAGUAUACGUUAAAGCAGGAAGUUAAUGAUUUAAAAUGA
Notolabrus celidotus (New Zealand spotty) is the source of this 1313-nucleotide messenger RNA. RefSeq names its product sodium/bile acid cotransporter-like. Gene Ontology annotation, biological process: bile acid and bile salt transport. Gene Ontology annotation, cellular component: membrane. The transcript is spliced from 6 exons. Lineage: Eukaryota; Metazoa; Chordata; Actinopteri; Labriformes; Labridae. Bases 1 to 1026 code for a protein of 341 amino acids. Gene Ontology annotation, molecular function: bile acid:sodium symporter activity. The record is from RefSeq and is a predicted model, not a curated record.